AUGGACCCGAUGCUGGAGAACCCAGAUUCGGAACGGCGCUUGAGUGCCGCGCAGUCGGUCCUGCGGACGGCCCAGCUACUCUAUCCGGUCAUUCUGCUCCUGAGCUUCGUCGUCUCGGCUGCGGUCCACACCAUUGUCACGUCAAAGACCGAGGAGGAGUUGGUUGUUCCGGCCGUGAAAGGCCCCGGCGGGAAACCGUUGCCCGUCACCAAGAGGAAGCGUGAGCAGCAGCAGGUGCCGGAAGCACAUGGCGACAACAGGGCCAGCGGCGGCUCCGCUUGGGCAUUGUUCCUUUACUUGACGGGCGCCGUCAUCGUGUCGUUCGUUGCCAAUUGCGCGGCGGUCGCCGUUCAUGCCAUGAAGUCGAGCAGGGACGCCGGGCCCGGCAGCGCCUGGUGGUGUGGCGAAGAGAGAAUUGUCUACAUUGUCGGGUCGGCGUUCCUCUACCUCUAUGUUCUCAUCACGCUCCUCGAGUGGCGGCACAGCCCUAUCGUUGUCCACCUCAUCUUCUGGGUCCUCGGUCUUGUGGGCGAGGUCAUCAUUCUGCUCGCUUUUGUCCUCAGCAUAAUGGACGGAGAUUACGUUGCCCAACGCGCCACGGACGUCACCAAUGGCCUCGAACCAUGGGAUGUCGUCGACCUUUGUAUUGCCGGAGUCCGCAUCUUCCUCAUCAUAUUCUUGAUCGGCAUGUACGCCGCUAUUGCCAGGAGGCGCUUGGGAGAGCGCCGACUUGCUGAUGAGGAAGCACAUCGGUCCGACACGGACGAGACGAGCCCAUUGCUGGGCAGCAAUGGCGAUUUCCACGGUCGCGCCAACGGGCAUGCGACUCGCAACGCCCAUUACGGGAGCACAAACGAGGCGACCCGCCGCGAUCCGCAAGGCUGCGGACAACAAGGAGGUUAUCAGCAACGCGAGGAGGAGGCCGCCUUUUACAGACCCGACAAACUGCCUCACAAGACGUGGUUUGAAUAUUGUCGCGGGUACUCGGUAUUCUUUCCCUAUCUGUGGCCCAGCAGGUCUGCCAAACUCCAGGGCGUGGUUCUAUUGUGCUUCAUCCUCGUCAUCUUGCAGCGUGUUGUCAACAUCUUGGUGCCGGCUCAGCUCGGAGUCCUUACCAACACUUUUGAGAACCAGGACGUCGACAAGGUCUGGUUGGAGCUUGGGUUGCUGAUCCUGUACAAGCUGCUCCAAGGACCCUCUGGCUUGCUCGGAUCAAUUCGAUCCAUUCUUUGGAUUCCCGUGUCGCAACACACGUAUCGGGCGCUGACAACGGCGGCCUUCGAACACGUCCACUCGCUCUCGUUGGACUUCCAUUUGGGCAAGCGCACGGGGGAGGUGCUCUCGGCGCUCAACAAGGGCGCGUCCAUCAACCAAUUCCUCGAGCAGGUUACGUUCCAGGUGGUGCCCAUGCUGGUGGAUCUCCUGGUGGCCAUCAUCUACUUCUACGUCCGGUUCGGAGCCAUGUACUCGCUUUUUGUCUCGAUCAUCACCUUAUACUACCUCUAUCUGACCAUCCGCAUGGGCGCCACCAGGGCUGACCAGCGCCGCGACAUGGUCAACGCCGAUCGGGAAGAGGAAGCCGUCAAGAACGACUCAAUCAUGUCGUACGAGACGGUCAAGUACUUCAACGCCGAGGAGAGGGAGUUUGAGCGUUAUGGCAACGCCAUCAGAAAGUUCCAAGAGGCCGAGGCUAAGGUGACAUACGGCAUCAACUACAUGAACAUGUGCCAGUCGGUCGUCUUUAUGUGCGGAAUGCUUGUUGCACUGUUGACAUGCGGCUAUCAGGUGUCGCGCGGGGAGAGGAGGGUUGGGGACUUCGUCGCGCUCGUUACUUACCUGAACCAGCUGCAGGGUCCUCUCAAUUUUUUUGGCACCUUCUACCGGACAGUACAGUCGGCCAUGAUCUCGGGUGAGAGACUGCUCGAGCUCUUCAAGAUCCAACCUACCGUCGUCGACAAGCCGGACGUGAAGCCGCUGCUGGAAUGUAGCGGCCACAUUAAGUGGAACAAGGUUGGCUUCUCGUACGACAGGCGCAGGACGGCUCUGCACGACCUGUCGUUCGAGUGCAGACCCGGCACCACGACCGCUUUCGUCGGAGAGUCCGGUGGUGGCAAAUCCACCGUCUUCCGGCUCAUGUUUCGGUACUACAACUGCCGCGAGGGCAGCAUCGAGAUAGACGGCCACGACGUUAAGGACCUGACCAUCGACUCCGUGCGCCGCUUCAUCGGUGUCGUGCCGCAGGAUACCAUCCUGUUCAACGAAACAUUGAUGUACAAUCUCAAGUACGCCAACCCCAAGGCGAGCGACGAGGAGGUCUACGACGCCUGCCGCGCUGCUGCCAUCCACGACCGCAUCAUGAGCUUCCCGGACGGCUAUCUCACCAAGGUUGGCGAACGCGGUCUCCGGCUGAGCGGCGGCGAAAAGCAGCGUGUGGCGAUUGCGCGUACCAUUUUGAAGAACCCAAAGAUUAUUAUGCUGGACGAGGCGACAUCAGCUCUUGAUGGCGAGACGGAGCAAAAGAUUCAGUCCAAGCUGAUCAGCGGCAAAUUCGGUCAGGAUCGUACAUUGCUGAUUAUUGCUCAUCGCUUGUCGACCAUCACCCACGCUGACCAGAUCAUCGUCCUCCACGCGGGCACAGUCGUAGAGAGGGGCACCCACCAGGAACUUCUUGCACUCAACGGCCGCUAUAGCGCCAUGUGGGAGAAGCACUGCCGUGCCGAACGGGCGGCCGAGCAUGCCCGUGAUGCUACGCGAAAAGCGAAGAAGCUUCUGAGCCAGGCAAACAUUGGCGACGGGUACAACAGCAUGCUCUCGUCCACGAUACUUCCUACUGUCCCCCACAGUCCGACCACCACUACGGCGGACGCUGCUGACGCGCAUGAAACCGCGUCUAUCUCAUCGCAUGGGAGCAGCAGCUCUUCAUCAAGCCGCUCGGACGGGACUUUACAAUACGAUUCUUCCGAUGAGCACCGCCCCGAUGACAAGCCCGAAACCGCGAGGCGGCCUCCACUCUACUCGUUCCCGUCGGAAUCAACUGCCGGCGUUCGAUGGUUGCACCCAGGUUCUCCUGACCUUCGCCAGCAACUAUCUGGUAUUGGAAAUACAGCUUAG
This is a messenger RNA of Parathielavia appendiculata, 3111 nucleotides long. RefSeq lists its product as uncharacterized. The record is from RefSeq and is a predicted model, not a curated record. NCBI's taxonomy places the organism in Eukaryota, Fungi, Ascomycota, Sordariomycetes, Sordariales, Chaetomiaceae. Gene Ontology annotation, cellular component: vacuolar membrane. Gene Ontology annotation, molecular function: ABC-type transporter activity; ATP hydrolysis activity; ATP binding. Gene Ontology annotation, biological process: transmembrane transport. The coding region runs from base 1 to 3111 and encodes 1036 amino acids. The transcript has 3 exons.